Molecule: messenger RNA, 2855 nt
Organism: Zingiber officinale
Lineage: Eukaryota; Viridiplantae; Streptophyta; Magnoliopsida; Zingiberales; Zingiberaceae
Product: P-loop NTPase domain-containing protein LPA1-like
Exons: 7
Coding region: 450-2651 (733 amino acids)
Source: RefSeq, a predicted model, not a curated record
UAAUUGCUUAGUUAACGAGAGAGCGAACGUAGGAUUCCUGACCCUAUUAGAAGUUUUAUCUUUACAGGGAACUCCUGCAGCGAAUCCGGCGGAGCCGGACGCGGUGGUAGAGCAUGACCGGGAGCCAUGUGUUGCCUCACGGCGCACAGUUCUGGUAGUCUUACGAAGCAGAAGAAGGUGGAUGGAGCAGCGGCGGAUGGGAGAGCAACGCAUGGGCGCCACGCUACCUCGGCCGUGUCGUAGCCCCCGAUCCUAGUGAAGCCCUAGGACAAAGCGUUGGACUGUCCGGUUCCCUUAUCUCGCCCCCGCCUCGGAUCUGUCUACGUCCCCGCACCGCCUCGGUUGACUGCAUUGCCCUUCUUCCCUGAUCUUUCCCCCUUUCCGCCCUUAAUCGACCUCCGCCUUCCGAGAUUUGAUCGCCGUUUUCUUUUUGUCGAACGGGCGAGAUUAUGGCUGAUGUGCAGAAGUUGUUGUACAUCGUGGUGGUGGACGAGGGGGUGAGUGGAGGCGUCGAUGGCGAGGAAGGGAAGGAGCAGAGGCCGUCGUCGUUCCGCUACACGCGAUCGGGGCUCCAGAGCACGCUGCAGCUGAUGGGCUGCAAGGCGCGGCAUGCUUUUAAGAUUAGCAGAAGAGUAUUUGAUGUGAUGAGGUGUUCAGAUGGGAGUUUGUCUCCUGAUGCCACAAGCUCAGAUUUGGGAAAAACUCCAUCCAAUGAGGAGAACGAAUUUGAAACAACCAGUGGUUCUGGCCUGGCUAACAUAACUAACCAGUUGACUGGAGAGAAUGUAGAUACAAGCUGUGCAAUGCCUUUUGAAUUGUAUAAAAGGCUAACAACUGUUGUUUGUUCAAUGGAAUACUUUCUAGACGUUGUUUGUGGCGCUCUUGAGCAAUAUAAGUAUUUUGGUCCGAAUCAAAGGGCGGACUUGCUCCUAGCUUGCAGGAUUCGAGAAAAGAAGGAAUCUGUGACGGUGCUUUUGUGCGGCACUAGUGGUUGUGGAAAGUCUACUUUGUCGUCUUUACUGGGAAGCAGACUGGGAAUAACAACUGUCAUUUCUACUGAUUCUAUACGCCAUAUGAUGAGGAGCUUUGUGGAUGAAACGCAAAACCCACUUCUUUGGUCUUCAACUUAUCAUGCUGGGGAAUGUCUAGAUCCGGUGGCAGUUUCGGAAGCAAAAGCUAAACGUAAAGCAAAAAAACUUGCAGUCAUUUCACACAUCAAGGAAGAAGCACUUGAUGGAGCUUCUAAUGAAAAACCAGAUGGUAGAUCUCAUGAUCUAGUUCAGGGAACUGAGUUAAUCGGGAAAAAACAAAUGGCUAUUGAAGGUUUUAAAGCACAAAGUGAGAUGGUGAUAGACAGUCUUGACCGACUAAUCACAGCUUGGGAAGAGCGAAAAGAGUCUGUAAUUGUUGAGGGCGUACAUUUGAGCCUCAACUUUGUGAUGGGACUGAUGAAGAAGCAUCCUUCCAUAAUACCAUUUAUGAUUUACAUAACAAAUGAAGAAAAACAUAUGGAAAGGUUUGCCGUCCGUGCUAAAUACAUGACAUUGGAGCCAGCAAAGAAUAAAUACGUUAAGUAUAUCCAAAACAUCAGAGCAAUUCAAGAAUAUCUUUGUAAGAGGGCUGAUAAGCAUCUGGUGCCUAAAGUUAAUAAUACAAAUGUCGACAGGAGUGUGGCAGCUAUCCAUGCAACAAUUUUUGGUUGUUUACGCAGGCGAGAGGCAGGAGAGCAGCUUUAUGACCCAACUACGAAUACAGUCUCUGUAAUACAUGAUGAGUACCGAAACCAGUGUGCUGCAGAUACUCUUAGUUCCAAGGGAAUGUUUCAGCUAAUUCAGAGACAAGGAUCGUCUCGACAUCUAAUGGCUCUUGUUAAUACAGACGGAUCUGUUGCCAAAGCCUGGCCGGUUGAGACAGUUGGUCAUAGUGCAAAAUUUUCCUCAGGAAAUGGAAGUGAAAAAAGUGUGGGAAACCCCAUGUAUGGCCCCUUGCAGAUUGGGAAGGCUGAGCCAGUUAAUCUUCAGUUUGGUAACUUUGGGAUCAGUGCUUGGCCAAAUGAUACAUGCGGUACAAGUCAAACAGGGAGCAUCGAUGACACGAGAGCUGAUGGCACUGACACUGGUAGUAGAUACUUUUCUUCCUGUUGUAGUUCCCCAAAGGGAUCGGAUUGGCAUGCCAAAGAGCUCAAGGAAGAAAUUUUCGUGUCUGGCAGUGAAGAAGAAGCUGACUAUCCUGAUAGGGAUAGUGAUGAGGAUUUUAGUGAUAUCGACCAAGAGAAUCAUGAUGAGGUUGAAGGUUCAGUCGAUGAAAACUCUACGAAGUCAGACGAGGAGUAUGAGGAUUUGGCUAUGCAAGAUGACAUGGAAAAUGGGUAUAGAACUGAUGAAGAUGACGAUGAACUGACAAAUCUAAAGAAAAUUGCAGAUAAUGGAAAGAAACCAGUCGUCGAUGAUGGUAUUGCUGCAGAUAAGUACCAGCACAACCUCGACCUUUUCCUGAAGAUGAGCAUGGAUGUUGUCGAACCACCCUUUGCUUAUGCUUCUCUUCCCGAGAGGAACAGAAAAAGCACCAGCAUGGCAGAAAGAAGGCGAACCAUGAGCGACUCUAUUCAAUUCCAAAGCCAGACUAAAAUCAUCACGAGUAUUGGGGAAUAGAGAGCAUCGCGCCCUCUCUUUCUUGUGAAUUACUUCUUUUUGUGUGCUGAGGCAUUCACGUUGAGAUGAAUGGAGGCUUUCAUCUUUGGUGUUGUUGACGUGUGGUAUGGAAUUCUUUGAUGGUAGGAGGAAGAUACUGCGGAAUGUUCUGUUUUGAUUUUUGGCAUUAUGUUGAUCAAUGAGUAAUCUUCACGCUUAUGCGAA